Molecule: messenger RNA, 506 nt
Organism: Ipomoea nil (Japanese morning glory)
Lineage: Eukaryota; Viridiplantae; Streptophyta; Magnoliopsida; Solanales; Convolvulaceae
Exons: 3
Coding region: 18-506 (162 amino acids)
Biological process (GO): amine metabolic process
Molecular function (GO): primary methylamine oxidase activity; copper ion binding; quinone binding
Source: RefSeq, a predicted model, not a curated record
AUCCAGAAAUCCAAAUCAUGUUGAGGCUUCAGAGUUGUCAUCCUUUGGACCCUUUAUCUGCCACUGAGAUCUCUGUCGCUGUCACAACCGUUAAAGCAGCCGUCAGUAGUACCCAUGAGGGAAGCGAUGACAUUCAAUUUAUGGAGGUGGUUUUAUUAGAACCAAAUAAAAGUGUUGUUGCACUAGCAGAUGCAUACUUCUUCUCACCUCACCAAGGACCAGAAAUCAUGAAUAAGCUUCCUCCACGGCGAGCUAAGCUCAUCCUUUACAAUAAGAGAAGAAAUGAGACAAGUAUAUGGAUUGUUGAGCUAGCCAAAGUGCAGGAUGGACAUGACAAGGGAAAAGUGAUUUCAUCCGAAGUCAUUCCAGAUGUUCAACCAUACGUGGAUAUUCAAGAGUUGGUUGAUUGUGAAGCUUUGAUGAAAAGUUAUCCACCUUUUAUAGAGGCAAUGAUGAGAAGGGGCAUUGAUGAUAUGGAUCUUGUGAGUAGCUCUGUUACAAUGUAG